AUGAGUAGUCGUGACCGCCCAAGGGGCCCUCCGCCCAGUGACAUUCCCCCUCAAAGGGAUCCGCGCCGUGGAGGCGAUGGUCGCAAUGGCGGAUUUCCCGGGCCCAGUGAUGGCUCCUUGUCAAGGGCGGAGAAGUUCGAGGACGAGAAGAGGCGGAUCAUUCACAGCUGUUUCUCUAAGAAGGACAAUGAUGGCACCUUGGUCGAGUCCUACAUAACACAUGUCCGCAUUAUCGAAGAUGCGGCAUAUCCAUCCACCCCCGCGCCGCCAAACUCGCCGCCCGAAAACAAGAAGCCUCGAGUAAUCAUUGUUGCGGUCAGAAGAUCAGGCAGGGUGCGCUUGCACAAGGCUAGGGAGAACAACGACGGGUCUUUUUCUAUUGGGAAAACAUGGAUGCUCGACGAUUUAUCCGCCAUUCAAUCGUAUAACGCCUUGGUACCGUCGACCCCUCUGGAACAACAGCAGAAGCAGUGGGCUCUCAAUCUCGGGUUCGUGGUUACCGUGGGAAAGCCUUACUAUUGGCAUGCACGGACUGCCAAAGAGAAGGACUUUUUCAUCGGCAGUCUGGUGAAGAUCUAUCGCAAAUAUACUGGGGGCAAGGUGCCCACACUAAUUGGCUUCGACGAACGUGAACGGCAACUGCUGGCUGGGUCAAACCCCACUCCUCCGACGGCACCGCCAGCACCUAGAAUCCCUCACCCAGGAUCUUCUCGUUCGGAUGUGACAUUGCCCCCCCCUCGCCCGCCUUCAUCUCAGGGCAGUCGGCCCCAGUCUCCGUACUCAAGCCGCGCGCCCAGUCGCGAUGGGCCUAAGAGGCCACCACCUGAGGAACACGCCCUGCGAUCUCAAAAGAGUCGAGAGCAGAUGGCAAGGCCGUCGACUGGCCAGUCUGCAAAAAGCGGGUUUUCACCCUCCGGUCCCCCAUCGCACCCGCCACCGAUACCCCCUGAUCAUCGCGAGCAACCUCCUCGUGCGACGGAACGACUGGCAACAGAUAACAGGGGCCCAAAGGCGCCGCCGCCCCCUCUACACGAAUCCAGAAGCAGGGACUUCCCGUCCAGUCUGCAAGCUGCAUCUUCUGCUGUCUCGCCAGACAGACUCAACGGCCACAAUGCUCAUAAUAGCGAAACCAGUCAAGGAGUCCCAACCCUGGAGGCAAGGCCCCCAUCCUCUCGGGAUGGAAGGCCAGAUCCCGAAUCAAGGCCUAUGCUACGUACCCAUGAUUUACACACUAGUCGUAGCAAGGAUGGUCUUCGACCCACGACACCAGGGUCGGUCUCCGGAGAGAAUCGCACAUUCUUGCACAGUCCAGCAAGCAGCGUGGGUCCACGGUCGCCUUUGCGGGAAACAUCCGAACGGUCUUCCAGAUCGGACAUACAGACAGAACCUCAGGAGCUGGAGGCUCCUGUCAGCUCCAGCGUCGGGGAUCUGCCAUCCACCUUGAUGCCCGGCAUGUCAGCAGGCAACAAGACACCGACCACUCCCCAUAAACCCGAAUCUAUCACUAUUCAACCUCCCGUACCAGCGUCGGCACCAGAACCAGAAACAGUCAUAGCAACUCCGGAUCCUCCGCAGUCGUCGGAAGCUGCCGAACCGGCUGCAGAGACGGAGCCUCCUAUGCCAACCAGUCCUUCGGACGAUGCGGGGCCUGCAGCUGAAGACCUUGAUACGCACCGUCCAGGCCUUGGUCCUAUGGUAAAGAAAAAACAAACCAAGGACGUUGCAGGAGCAUUGCGCAAAGCCGCAACUGCCUACGGUGCUUUCAAGCCUAGACCCGGAGGUGCAGGCGAGAGGCUUUUGGCAGCGGCGAGAAAGCAGAAAGCAGCAACGGAUGAACCUGAUGGUAUUACAAGCGUUGUUCCAGCUCCAUUCUUGCUUCGGACGAACAGCGACAAUACAACGGCUGGCCCUGACAGCCCAGAUAAAGAGGGGCCAGCAGCUCCCUUACCUCUUAGGACAGAGGAACAACCUGCUGCGCCUCCACCUAUCACAAUCCCUGCAUCAGAACCUCCCACGGUUGAAGUGACCCAAGCGCCUCCGCUGGAGCCCGUCAUCAAGCCCGUCGAGGCACCCAGUGACACGCGCGACACAUCGAGACCCGUGGUGCAGAUUGUCACUGACGAGAGGACAAGGUCCGUGUCGCCUUCGCCACACGAUCGCCGCCGUAGACGUCAUGAAGACAACACAAUUAAGUACUGCCAGUCUCUUGGGAUCAGGCCUAGCGUUUUGGCAGGGCGAGGGGGGGAUUUUGAUGAUAUCUUGACAGACCUAGGUUGGAAUGGACGGCUUAGUGACGAAAAGCGCAUCGAAGAUCUUGAAGCGGAUAUCCGUCGCGAAAUCGGACGCGUCGAGGCUACCAGCUGGCUUGGUAACCUGGAGCAGCAGGAGGGGAAGAUUGAUCAAUUGGCCAAACUCAUUGACAAGACGGUCGAGGAAUGCGAAGAGUUGGAUAAUCUACUUACGCUAUACGCGCACGAAUUGAACACACUACACGACGAUGUGUCCUAUAUUGAGACACAAUCGCAGGGUCUGCAAGUGCAGACUGCUAACCAGAAGUUGCUCCAAAACGAGCUACAGAACCUCCUGAAUACACUCUCUAUCUCUUCAGGUGAUCUGCGUGCACUCAAGGAAUCCUCACUGAGUAAUCCUGAUGGACUACGAGAUACUGAAGUGGCACUGUCAACACUGUAUAAGGCGAUGUUGAUGAUCGAUUCCGAUAUACGGCAGAAUAAGAGACGGCUGGCCGAUGCUGCUGGAGAUCAUGGCAGCCUGGGCGUUUACGCUGACACGGAGAUUGGACAGAUGCGCGCCAUCCAGGAAAAGAAAGAAGAAUAUCGCGCACAUGCUCGGGUAUUCUUGCAGCGACUCAAACAAUUCAUGACAAUCGCCUUCAGAAUUGCAGAGCAAAAGAGGAUCGACGCCGCAGCAGCCGCUGCUCAGAAAGACCCCCUCAAGCUCAACAGUGAAGCUCGGGCGUACUGUCGCCGAGAACUGUGGCAUUACCACGCAAUGAUUCUCUUCGCGCGAGAAGUUAGCGGAGGAGAAUGGCAGGCCUUAAUCAACCUUUAUGAACAACAGGCGAAAGCGCCUUACCAGAAUGACUUCCGCGACAACAACGUGUCUUGGAGGAAGAUGGCAAGAAAACCCACAGGAGAUGAGCAGGAACUCCUCUUCACCCAUCAGGAGAAGGAAAAAGAAAGUGAAGGUCUCACGAUGGCCGCACGUAAACUCACCGUUCGGAGAGGCAAGACCAUCCGAGCGGCAGCCGGCCUCAAGCUGUCAUCUGGUGACAAGCAACACGGUAAACUUGAGCCAUGUGAGGCAUUCGCAGGCACUCUCCAAGAGACAUUGAGAAUGAUCUCUGAGGAGCAGAACUUUAUUGUUCAUUUCUUCCACUUGAACUCCCUCUCCACACUCGAAUUUCCGGACCUGGUCGCUUCGGGUGCUCCGGAUGAGCGCAGGAUUCCUAAUUUCAGCGUCAAACAAUUACAUGACCCCGACCGGGGUAUGGCCAAGAAGGUCGAACAGAGCAUGGACGAACUCUUCUCAUUCUGGCCCACUGAUAUGCAGAAUCUUAUUGACUGGGCUAUCCGAGCGGAUCCACUUCAAGGAAUUGGUAUUCUACUGGCCUUGGAAAAGGCUAUCUCCGAGUUCGAUGACGCCAAUCAGGAUUUUAUUGUCCACUCCCUUCAGAAACUGCAUUCUCGACUCCUUGGUCUAUUUAAUCGAUUUGUGGAUGAACAAAUCCGCGGUAUCGAGGAGACGAAAGUCAAAGUGAACAAGCGCAAGGGAGUGAUCUCAUUUAUGCGAGUGUUCCCGAAUUUCGCCACUGCUGUGGAGAAUCUCCUCACGCAGCAGUCGCAGGAUUUCCAUGAUAUUCGCAUCAGCGUCAACGAAGCCUACGAUCGCAUCAAUCGUGCCAUGUGGGAGUCGCUCAAGUUCAUCGCCAAGGAAGCUCCCGGCCAACCGACGGCCACGACUGCCACGUCUGGCGAUCCUGAGGACAAGGAAAUUCUUAAUUACCACAUUCUCCUGAUCGAAAACAUGAAUCACUACGUGGAGGAGGUCGGUAUUCGAGAUCUUUUGGUUCUGGAGCGUUGGCGCGACCGCGCGCAGCAGGACAUGCAGGAGCACUUGAAGCUGUAUCUCGAUUCAGUCAUCCACCGACCUCUCGGCAAACUGCUUGAGUUCGUGGAGUCUGUCGAAAAUCUACUAGGGAGCGGAAUGAACCCCUCGGACAUUGCCAGCCGGCCCAGUUACUCGCGAUCGGUGGCGAAGAAGGUGAUGGCAGCGUACGACGGAAAGGAGAUCCGACGAGGUAUCGAAGGGCUGAAAAAGCGGGUUGAGAAGCACUUUGGCGAUGCAGACGAUCCGGGGUUGAGUCGGAGUCUGGUGUUGAAGGUGCUCCGGGAAUGCGAGGGUCGUUAUGGGGAGGCAUACGACCGCACCCGGCGCAUCAUUGACACAGUGUAUGAGGGACAAUUGGAGCUUGAAUGGCGCAAGGAGGAUGCGGCUGCCAUGUUCCAGAAGUGACAGAUGGAUGGGUAUUAUUAGGAUUUUUGAGUUUCUGCCCUUACUUGACUCUGGUCUGUUGGCUGCUAUUGAGUGUAAAUCAUACAAGGGGGGGAGGGGGAAGGAAAGGCAUGGCAUUGGGCGUUUGUUUCAUC
Molecule: messenger RNA, 4667 nt
Organism: Aspergillus saccharolyticus JOP 1030-1
Lineage: Eukaryota; Fungi; Ascomycota; Eurotiomycetes; Eurotiales; Aspergillaceae
Product: GTP-Rho binding exocyst subunit SEC3
Exons: 4
Coding region: 1-4533 (1510 amino acids)
Biological process (GO): Golgi to plasma membrane transport; exocytosis
Cellular component (GO): exocyst; plasma membrane
Molecular function (GO): phosphatidylinositol-4,5-bisphosphate binding
Source: RefSeq, a predicted model, not a curated record